ACUAACAUAUAUUUAAUGUCUUUGUGUGAUAUGUGCACUUUGUGUGUUUUCUGCGAGAUUUGCAGAAAACGAUUUUUUACGGUAGAAGAAAAUGCCAUAAAAUAAUUUUUGUCUUUCUUAUAUCAUAAAAGAAGCAGAGGUAUCUGAACAGUCUUUGAAAAUAUAAUCGAUCACUUUGAAUUUUCUCCGGGAUUAUUCAUUCGGCAGAUUCAUAUAUUAUUGUACAUAUUGGCAAUUCUAACAAUAAUUCCGUUCAUCACAUUUUUAAUCGUCAGGUCGUUGCUUACUGUUUCGUUGCUUCGCCUAACAAAUGGUUUUCUUUUUCAAUUCAGUUGCGUUCUUCGUGUGUAAUAAAAUUAUUUGAUGAAGUUGGUUGUUUACUUAAGGCACAUAGACAAGUUUGCGUUCGAUGUGAAUUUACUAAAAAUUGUUGGAGAGAAUAUUUAUUAAACGGGGAAAAAGAAAUGAAACUUCAAAUAAAAACUCUUAAUCGAAAAUCAUUGGUUGUGGACAUUGAGCCGUCGCAAACAGUGUAUGAUUUAAAAAAAGAACUCUGUCUUUACCCGGACGUGGGUGUUCAGCCGGAAUUUCAAAAACUCAUAUAUGCCGGCAAAAUUCUUAGCAAUCAGGAUCAUUUAAGUGUUUACAAUAUAGAUACGAACAAAUUUCUAGUCGUUAUGAUAUUAAAACAGCCUUUAGAGAAAUCGCCUCCGCCAAUAAAGGAAAACAAAGAGGAAAGCAGCACUUCAGUCGCUGCAGAGGAGAGCAGCAUUGAAUCUAAACCACCUGAUUCAGAAUUAACGCCUCCCGUAGCGUCCGCUACAAAAGAAGACGAAUGUAAAAUAGCCCCAGUUUCGAAUGCUAAGAAAUCUAAAGAUAAUAGGGAUAAGUUGGUCGAACAAAUUGUUAGCAUGGGUUAUGACGAACCUGAUGUACGCCGUGCCUUAGAAGCCAGCUUUAAUAAUCCAGAACGUGCUAUUGAGUAUUUGAUUGAAGGCAUUCCCGCUGCUCCAUUGGCUGAAGGCGAAAUAAUGGCCGCUGACUCAGAUUCAGAAAUGUCGCCAAUGGACGUAUUCGGUACCGAUCCAAUUUUUCAAAGUUUACGAACUACUGUACAACAACAUCCCGAACUUAUUGACGCUGCCAUUCAGCAAAUUGGUGAUGCAAAUGCCUCCUUACUAGAAAUGAUUGAUUCGAAUCAAGAAGAAUUUCUUGAUAUGUUAAUAAAUAGUCCGAACGAUGAUGAUGACGAAGAUGAAGCGUCUGUCGAGGGCGAAGACGAUUAAUUUUGGAUAAAAAUAAUAAAAAAUUACAAAAAUACAAAGAGACACUAAUAUAAUCAAAUCGAAAAAAGUCUUUUAUGUUAUACGAUUUUUUGAAGUUGUGUUUUCUAUCGAAUAAAACCUCAGUU
Molecule: messenger RNA, 1411 nt
Organism: Glossina fuscipes
Lineage: Eukaryota; Metazoa; Arthropoda; Insecta; Diptera; Glossinidae
Product: UV excision repair protein RAD23 homolog A-like
Exons: 1
Coding region: 465-1286 (273 amino acids)
Biological process (GO): proteasome-mediated ubiquitin-dependent protein catabolic process; nucleotide-excision repair
Cellular component (GO): nucleoplasm; cytosol
Molecular function (GO): proteasome binding; damaged DNA binding; polyubiquitin modification-dependent protein binding
Source: RefSeq, a predicted model, not a curated record